CUGCAACUGUUCCUGUAUCAAACCGUCGCAAGCGCAAACAUGGCGAGCGCAAGACACUGGGAUCAGGACAAAGACGCGACCGUCUACGUCGGCAACCUCGACGAGCGCGUGACAGACCAGUUGGUAUGGGAGCUGAUGCUCCAGGCCGGGCGCAUCUCAAAUGUCCAUAUGCCCAAGGAUCGAGUCACCCAGACCCACCAAGGCUACGGUUUCGUCGAAUUCAACACUGAGGAGGACGCCGACUAUGCCAUCAAAAUCAUGAACACUGUCCGAGUCUACGGCAAGCCUCUCCGGGUCAACAAGGCAUCAGCAGACAAGCAGAAGACAGUCGAAGUUGUUGGCGCGGAGCUUUUUGUCGGAAACCUUGAUCCUAUGGUGGACGAGAAGGUGCUCCUGGACACAUUUGGGCGAUUCGGGCCUUUGAUGCAACCGCCGAAGGUCGCUCGCGAUGAUUCCAACCUGUCCAAGGGCUACGGCUUCGUCUCGUUCGCCGAUUUUGACGCCUCCGACGCGGCCAUCCAGAACAUGCACGGCCAAUAUCUGAUGAACAAAGAGAUCUCCGUCCAGUACGCCUACAAGAAGGACGGCAAGGGCGAGCGACACGGCGACGAAGCAGAGCGCAUGUUAGCGGCACAGGCCCGGAAGAAUAACGUCCAGCCCGUAGUACAACCAUUCCCCGCGCAGGUAUUCGCACCUCCCGCGCCAUCUGCAAUGUUAAUGGGUGAUGGUCGCAUGAACGGAGGCCCUCCAGCUGGCUUUGGAAUGGUUCCCCACCACGGAAACUUCAACAGCGUCCCGCCGCCACACCAGCAGCGGCCGAUGUCGAAUACCCCGCUCCCGCCGCCGCCAGCUGGUCUGCCCGCAAGACCACCUCAGUCAAAUGCGGGAUACGGAGGACCCACCAACUUCCAGCCCCCAGGCUUCCCUGGACCUCCACCUCCGGCCGGCUUUGGGCCACCUCCUGGAAUGCCCGCGGGCUUCAACCCACCACCAGGAUUCCCCAGACGGUAGCUCUGACCUGAUGGUAUGUCCACAAAGCAUUCUCUUUUCCUGCAUGUGUAUGGCGUCAGAGCGGCGUCUGGGUGACCCUAGAGGACUUUAAGGAAUGUCAAAAGGUUGGUAGACGGGGCGCGAAUUGCAUAGGCCUACAGCCGCGAUAGCGAAAGUCACCAAAAUGAAAGACGUUUUGAUGCUCAAUUGCC
Mytilinidion resinicola is the source of this 1202-nucleotide messenger RNA. Its product is annotated as RNA-binding domain-containing protein. Gene Ontology annotation, molecular function: RNA binding. NCBI's taxonomy places the organism in Eukaryota, Fungi, Ascomycota, Dothideomycetes, Mytilinidiales, Mytilinidiaceae. The transcript is spliced from 3 exons. Bases 40 to 1011 code for a protein of 323 amino acids. Gene Ontology annotation, biological process: positive regulation of mRNA splicing, via spliceosome. The record is from RefSeq and is a predicted model, not a curated record. Gene Ontology annotation, cellular component: nucleolus; U12-type spliceosomal complex.